GCCUCGGGGAUCGCUCCAGCCUCUCUCUCUCGAGGAACCCGAUGCUCCGCUUCCCUGAGGGCGUCUUCGGCGAUCUCCUGAGGAGUAUCACCGUCUCGGACAUCCCGGAGAAGACGGGGAUCGAUUUCUACUACAACUUCAUCCAGUGUGACUGCGAUUUCCUGUGGCUCGCGAAGGACAGGUGGCUUAACGUCCACGUCUACGGCGGUUUCUGUGGGCCGAGGAGCGAUGACUGGAAGGAGUGGGUGAGUCUGCACAGCGUCGACGCGGAGGAACUGGAGAAAAACUGUUCUGCUUUGAACACCCCCGAGCCUCCUGGUCCUCUGAGGGCGAGAAUGAACCAGGGUAUUGAUCAGCUAUGGGCACUUACAAGCUAA
Messenger RNA from Penaeus monodon (black tiger shrimp), 377 nucleotides. RefSeq names its product platelet glycoprotein Ib alpha chain-like. The record is from RefSeq and is a predicted model, not a curated record. Gene Ontology annotation, cellular component: extracellular matrix. Gene Ontology annotation, molecular function: protein binding. Lineage: Eukaryota; Metazoa; Arthropoda; Malacostraca; Decapoda; Penaeidae.